CUUCGAAACUACUUUCACGUUCGUCUUUUUCUGAGAAUUAUAUUUUUAUAUAUUAAUUAUGGUUUCGAUGUUAUCAAGUCUAUUAACAAACGGUUUGUUUAUUUAAGGUUCCCGUCUUGUAAAAAAUAAACACUAUGAGAAGAAGUCAAGCACCAAGUCGAAGAUCUUUCCCUGUAUUAAAGAGAAAACCAGAUUCAGAUGAAGAUGAUGAUUACAUACCAUCACCAAAUAUCAAGGGCAAGAAACAUAAAAUUGGUUUAUUGGUAUCACCUAGCCAACAGCAUCAGUCCCCCUUCAGAAAACCGUUGACCGAUAUUUUAAAUUAUCCAACACUUCCUGAUUCCUCUUCUCAUGAAGCAUUUAUUAAGAAGAUAUUAUCGAAACCAUUUAAAGUUCCCAUACCAAAUUAUCAAGGAAGUAGUCUCAAUCGUGCGUUAGGUGUAAGACGACAAGGCGCCAGACAGUCAUUACAUGAUCCAUAUGAAGAGGGAGCAUUAAUUUUAUACAGUCCUCCAGAAUUAAGUGCUCAUGAUCAGAUGAAAUUAGAAACCGAAAAACAGCCAGUUCAUGUAGUGGUUGAUCCUAUUUUAUCUAAAGUCUUGAGACCUCAUCAAAGAGAGGGUGUAAAGUUUAUGUAUGAUUGUGUAACUGGAACUCAGAUUGAAAACAGUUAUGGUUGUAUCAUGGCCGAUGAAAUGGGUUUGGGGAAGACAUUGCAAUGUAUUACACUUGUUUGGACUUUGUUGAGACAGAGUCCUGAUUGUUGUCCAACUGAACAUAAAGGUAUUAUCGUAUCACCCAGCAGCUUAGUCAAGAACUGGUAUAAUGAAUUUAAUAAAUGGUUGCCUGGAAAAGUUCGAUGUCUGGUCAUAGAUUCUGGAACGAAGAGUGAAAUAGAUAAAAAUCUUACUCAAUUUAUGCAGCAAAAUGGAAAGCGUGUUCAUCUACCUGUAUUAAUUAUAUCAUACGAAACAUUUCGACUACAUUCCAGUGUUUUACAUAAAGGUUCAGCUGGUUUUGUUAUUUGUGACGAGGGUCACAGAUUAAAGAAUUCCGAAAAUCAAACAUAUCAAGCAUUGAAUCAAUUAAACGCUAAAAGAAGAAUUCUUCUAUCAGGAACUCCUAUACAGAAUGAUUUACUGGAAUAUUUCAGUUUAGUUCAUUUUGUAAAUACAGGAAUAUUAGGCACAGCACAAGAAUUCAAACGUAAAUUUGAGACGCCAAUAUUAAGAGGAAGAGAUGCUGGUGCGUCUGAUUCUGAUCAUAAAAAAGGAGAAGAAAAAUUACAAGAGUUGGCAGCCAUUGUGAAUAAAUGUAUUAUCAGAAGAACUCAAGCUCUUCUUACUAAAUAUCUUCCUGUUAAAAUUGAAGAAGUUGUUUGCUGCAGAUUAACACCAUUACAGAUGGCGCUGUAUAAAUCAUUUGUUGAUUCCCGAGCGGAAGAAUUAGAGACAAGCGGUAAAAUGUCUGUCAGCAGUUUAUCUUCAAUAACGCAACUUAAGAAACUCUGUAAUCAUCCUGAUUUAAUUUAUGAUAAAUGUGUAGAAGGAAGUGUUGGAUUUGAAGAUUUGUUAGAUAUUUAUCCACCUGGUUAUAAUCUUAAAACCGUUAAUCCAGCUUUAUCAGGAAAGUUUAUAGUUUUAGAUACAUUAUUAGCUGUGGUUAAAUCAACAUCCAGUGAUAAAGUUGUUCUUGUCUCUAAUUAUACUCAAACUCUGGAUUUGUUUGAAAAACUCUGCAGGCAGAGAAAUUAUUUAUUUGUAAGACUUGAUGGAACUAUGACAGUUAAGAAAAGAGCCAAAAUCGUUGAAAGAUUUAAUAAUCCAUCGAGUCCUGAGUUUAUCUUUAUGUUGAGUAGUAAAGCUGGUGGGUGUGGUCUAAAUCUUAUUGGUGCAAAUCGAUUGGUUAUGUUUGAUCCUGACUGGAAUCCAGCCAAUGAUGAUCAAGCUAUGGCUAGAUGUUGGCGUGAUGGACAGAAGAAACAGUGCUAUAUUUAUAGAUUAAUUGCUACUGGUACAAUAGAAGAAAAGAUAUUUCAGAGACAGGCUCACAAGAAAGCAUUAAGUAGUUGUGUUAUCGAUAAAGAAGAAGAUGUAGAAAGACAUUUUAGUUUAGAUGAAUUACGAGAUUUAUUUAAGCUCAAUGAAAAUACUGUCAGUGAUACUCAUGAAAAAUUUAAGUGUCGUCGUUGUGUGAACAAUAUUCAAGUCCGUCCACCUGCACCAGACACAGAUUGCAAUUCCGAUUUGUCCCAGUGGAAUCACUGUGCUGAUAAAAAAGGACUCGUUGAUUUGGCAUUAAAGUCAGCGUGGGAUUCGGCCAUUUCCUUUACGUUUUAUCAUCACAGUCAUGAAGAACAACGAAAAACUGUGUAGAUUUUCUGGGGGGGUUUUAUGGACAACUUUCAUCUCAAGCAGAAGACUUUUUUGUGAUUAUAGAGAUUGACUUUGUUAUUGUAAACUGAAGACUUUAUUUAUGAUCUUCAGAAAGAACUGCAGAUUUUAUUUCAAGAGAUUAAGAUGACUGCUUUAUAGUGCUGAAUGUACAUAAUUCCAAGCCUUUGUUAACAGAUGACUGAGUUACUCCAAGACCUUUCUAGACAACUGCAGAUCUUAGCAGAGCUCAUCAGUGGGCCCCCUUAGCUCACGAGUUAAUGAACAGGGGCCCCAUACUCCGGGCCAUGUAAUUAUUCUGUAAGGGCCGUUAUGGUUUUGUAUACCGUAUGUAAUGAAAUACCUGGUGUACACUUGAAACAAGGUUAUACGCUGGCCUACUAUGUUGGCUGCCCUGCAUCUUAGCCUUGAAAGUCAAGUCUAGGUCACAUUUGAAUGGCCUUAAUAAAUGUUCCAGGCCUUAGGCCUACUUUUGUAAAUAUUCUGUCUGUAAUAUCUCAGCAUGAGUGCUGAAAAGAACUCACGUUACAAGGACAUAAUGGGGAUACUCGAUUUUCACUCUGGAACGUUGAUGGAAUUGCAAUCAAGUGAUGCGAAAUUCAGUCCUGUCACAGUUCUGUCAGCCCCGAUAACAGAGGUGGUGUGAGUAGAAUCGUGUCAUGGUUCGUUUGAUAGGUUUUCUCAUGCAGUCGCCGGAUGCUUUAUAGCCCCAAAUUCCCAUUUUUAAUCGAUUGUCACUAUUUUUGGGUUUGACAGAUUUCAGUUCCGGAACGUGAUCUACAUCGGUCAUAAUUCCUUGGGGGACAAUUACAGUUUAUGAUGGAAUGUUUGGACUAGGGUUCUUCUAAUCUAUAUCAUUAAAAUGAUGCCAUUAAAACAUUUUAAUCCUUGUAUAUCUGUGUAACUGUAAACUUAAAUUAAUUGAUGAGAUAAUAAAUCCUCAACGAAAUCUUCA
Messenger RNA from Patella vulgata (common limpet), 3348 nucleotides. RefSeq names its product DNA repair and recombination protein RAD54-like. The transcript has 21 exons. NCBI's taxonomy places the organism in Eukaryota, Metazoa, Mollusca, Gastropoda, Patellidae. Gene Ontology annotation, cellular component: nucleus. The record is from RefSeq and is a predicted model, not a curated record. Bases 135 to 2375 code for a protein of 746 amino acids. Gene Ontology annotation, biological process: double-strand break repair via synthesis-dependent strand annealing; reciprocal meiotic recombination. Gene Ontology annotation, molecular function: ATP binding; ATP-dependent chromatin remodeler activity; DNA translocase activity.